UAGUUGAGUAAAAAAUCAUCAAUUCAAACAAUCAAAUCUAACAGUUAAUUGUGAAAAUUUUUGUUUUUCUUCAUUUUGAGCCGAAGAAAAAAAAAUUAAAUCAAAAUAUUGACUUUUAAUUGUCUCCCAAGAAUUGGCAAUAUGUUAACAACAAACAAUUUCAAUCUACUGAAGAAAAAGUAAUUUACCAUUUAAAUUGCAGAGUUUACAAUCUAAUUUGUCAGUUAAUUGUUACACCUAAGAGAAAGUAAAAAAUUGAUUACGAAUUUCGAAUCGAAUUUGUUGUUUUUUUUUGUUCGAAACAAAAAAACAAAACAAAAUCUCGUCGAUUUAUCAACAAUUUUGCUCAUGUGCCCAUAGACUUUUCCUAUGUAUUUCUCCUCCUACAAUCUCUUUAAGACUCCACCUUUUUCCUCUGGCAAAUGAUGAUUUUUUUGGCUGUUUCUCUCUCUCUCUCUCACUCUCUCAUACUCUCACUAUUCCUUCAUCAUCAGUACAUUCAUAGAUCUUGACCUGGUCGAGUGUGUGUUUACCUCUCACUUUUUGUUUUCCAUUUUACAAGAAAAGUACAAAAACCAUAUCGAAGUUAAAAGUUCGUAACAACAGUUAACUCACCGAAACAACAACAACAAAAUUAUUGCAAAAAGUGAAUUCGUUCAUCGUGUGCGUGCGUAUCUCGGACAGUUGUGUACACCUUUUACUCUCUUCUCUUGACCACCACCACCACCUCUUCCCUCUGCUAUUUUUUCCUCCUCCUUAUCAUCAUCUUUCUCUCUUUCUCUUGCUCUCUCUUUUACCUUUCUUACCUUUUAUCUUCAUCUUCAUCUUCCUCUUAGUCUCCUCCUUUGCUACCUUUCUCUUUCUCUCUUUUUGUCGAACAAAAAAAAAGAAAGAGAAUGAAUUUGCGAAAAAAUAAGAAACCACCUACACCGGAUCUAAAUAUGAGUACGAACUCAGUUGCUCUUUACCAUCCAGUGAGUGAUGUUUAUCGACGAGGUCCAAAGACCAAAAGAAAACCCUUAAUAGUACAAGAUCAUCAAUCGUUAACCUCAACAUCGGCAUCAACCUCAUCAUCAACCACAAACGCUACAACAACGACGACAACAACAACAACAACAACUUCAACAAUGUCAAUAUCAAUGUCACCACCAAAUUCAAGUUCACCUUCAAUCGAUUCAAUUAAAUCAUCAUCACCUUUCCCAUUAAUCGCCAAUAAACCAACAACUCUACCUCUCCCAUUAUUAACCACAACACUUUCAUCAUUUCGUGACUCAAAAUCAUCUUCAUCCUCAUCAUCUAAUAACAACAACAACAACAACCGAUUAUCAUCAUCGGUAAAUCGACCUCGUCGUUAUAAGUGUAAACAAUGUGAAUAUAUUGCCAUAUCUAAGCACGAUUUUUGGACCCAUCGUCCAGUUCACAUUAAACGUGAGAAACAAUUAACCUGCCCUAAUUGUCCCUUCGUAACCGAGUUUAAACAUCACUUGGAAUACCAUUUACGUAAUCAUUUCAAUUCCAAACCUUUUCUGUGCUCAUUUCCCGGUUGUAAAUAUACUUGUGUCAACAAAUCAAUGUUAAAUAGUCACCUUAAAUCACAUUCGAGUGUUUAUCAAUUCCAAUGUAAGGAUUGUUCCUAUGCGACAAAAUAUUGUCACUCCCUUAAGAUGCACCUUCGUAAACACAAACAUCAGCCCUCACCGGUACUAAAUUUAGACGGAACCGUUAAUCCAUAUCCGAUAAUUGAUGUCUAUGGUACUAGAAGAGGACCUCGACCUAAAAGGAAACAAUCAUCAUCAUCUUCAUCAUCAUCACACAAUCAACAAAACCAACAAAACAACAACAACAACAACAAUAAUAAUAAUAACAAUUUACAAUCUAAAUCAUUGAAUCAAGAAACUUCCUCAUCUAAGAAACAACAUCAACCGUUAUCAUCAUCAUCAUCUUCAACUGCAUCUUUAUCAAUGGCAACUAUGUCAAUAUCAAUGUCCCCACCUAAUUCAUCAUUAUCACAUUCACCUAUUCAAUUAUCAACCUCAACUUCAACCUCGACAUCAACAACAACACCAACAUCAUCAUCUACUACAAUUACUAGAAAUAAUAAUAAUAAUAAUAUUAAAUCAACUCCUUUCCCUCAAAUAGCCAAUGAACCUACAACUUUACCUUUACCUCUGUUGACCACAUCACUUUCAUCACUUCGAGAUUCAAAAUCAUUCUCAUCAUCAUCUUCUUCUUCAUCUUCUUCCUCUUCCUCUUCAUCAUCAAGAACAGCAACAAUGUCGAUAUCAAUGUCCCCACCAAAUUCAUCUCUCUCUCAUUCACCCAUUGAACUCACAGUCAAAUCAUCACCUUAUCCCUCAUCCCUGACAGGUAAACCACCUCAUCAUCUACCUCUUCCACUCUUAACCUCCCUUUCGAGUCACGAUUUUUGGACCUUCAGUGAGGACGUUCCCCUGGACUUGACCAGUAAAAAUAUCACAAAUAAUAACAAUAAUUAUUGUAAAUGUAAAUAUUUGUCAUAAUAAUAAUACAUGUUAAGUGUAUUUGAAACACACACACACACA
This is a messenger RNA of Panonychus citri (citrus red mite), 2561 nucleotides long. RefSeq names its product protein hunchback-like (gene hb). Gene Ontology annotation, biological process: regulation of gene expression. Lineage: Eukaryota; Metazoa; Arthropoda; Arachnida; Trombidiformes; Tetranychidae. The record is from RefSeq and is a predicted model, not a curated record. The transcript has a single exon. Bases 897 to 2519 code for a protein of 540 amino acids. Gene Ontology annotation, cellular component: nucleus.